Molecule: messenger RNA, 2347 nt
Organism: Lentinula edodes (shiitake mushroom)
Lineage: Eukaryota; Fungi; Basidiomycota; Agaricomycetes; Agaricales; Omphalotaceae
Exons: 2
Coding region: 89-1993 (634 amino acids)
Biological process (GO): protein O-linked glycosylation via mannose
Cellular component (GO): endoplasmic reticulum
Molecular function (GO): protein O-acetylglucosaminyltransferase activity
Source: RefSeq, a predicted model, not a curated record
CGAUUACUAGCCCAUCGGCCCGAGCGCUUAUUUUGUGCACGAUUUGACCAAUUCCAGCCAACUCGUUAACGACGCCCUACAGGCAAUAAUGGGCUCGCACGGCCAUGGGGCGACACCGACUCCUACACCGAGGGAAUUGGUCCUUGUCUGUAUAUUCCUUGCUCUGUUGUUUUUCAUGUCCCAGCACUCUGCCGGCUCAGACAAUUCGUUUCUCGCAGAUUAUUCACCCCCUUUACCUCCUCUGAAACUAGAAUCUCCUCCUUUGAACCCAUUUCCUUCACCAUACAAGACAGAGUCUUUUAUUCAAAAUGACGGACUGGUUCGAGAAACAACAAUCAUCAAGCACGUACCGGGGUGGACCAUCAUCGAUUCGUUGUACAUGCACAACGGGACUUAUUAUGUUGUCACCUCCAACCCGCCAAUAGAUCCCCCUCAGACGAAAUACGACCCCGCUCAAUCUCCAUUCCUCAAGCUUCCACCACCAAAAGCAAUUCUCAGUAAAGGACACGACAUAUAUGGUGCUCGCGGUGGAAUGGGCAACGACCCGCUGCGAGCACCAGACGAACAAUAUCUCCAGUAUGUUAGCACGGCAGAGUUUCAGAAUCUCUUCGGUAUCGAUCUGUCUGUGAACGAAGUAGAUGAAGGCCAUGUGCACACUGUCCCUGGCUUAACAUUCAUCCUUAACGACUCGCCUCAGUUCAUCACACAUUACUACCAUUUCUGUGCAGAGUUGUGGUUUGGUGUAUGGCGGACAUAUGCUUCCCUUGGUGGUGGACACAAACUUCCCCCUCCCACACGAGUCCUUUUUCCGAAUCUUGACAGUGCUCACUGGAGAGACUACGCUAACAUGAAUCAACUAUUCAUGCGGAGCUUAUUGCCUAGCACUCAGAUGCUCUUUUCGCACGAUUGGUACGAUUGGGUCUCCCUUUCUGUCAUUCACAAGCCCACCUCGGAGUCAAAAACGAAUGGAGGUACCAUGAAAGGCAAACCCAUACUCUUCCCUCGGGUCCUCAUCGCCGAUCGUUCCGCCGCUAUGCCUGCGUUUAACUAUCAGCGAUUUCAACGUACGGCUGCCGUUCCCUUUGGCUUGCUUAUCCCACAAGGGGAAGAAGGCGGUGAUUGGUGGUCACCGGUUAGAGAUUCUGUCAGAGUAUUCGCUGGAUUGGACGACGACUCUGCGAAUGGAUCACCGACGAACCAUGAAAGCCGAUUGCAGCUCGAGUCCCAGCGCACUGAUGUACAAUCUGCACUCAUUCAUCAAUUACCGAACCCACCCCACGAUCGACUGACAGUUCAGGAUUUGAUCAAACCCACAGUCGAGGAAAGGUUCUCAAAAUGGACGGCUCCGCUACCUUCUCCUCCUUUUGUCGGAUCUGAGGAUUAUGAGACUCUCAAGGAGAAUUUCCUUGUUCCAUUGAAGCAUCAUGCCAACCCCGAAGGAAAGACAGAUGCAUUAUCGUUACUCGCAACUUCUUUGACGAGGCAACGAACCACACGGCCUGUCGUGACAUACCUGUCCAGGCAAGAUUGGAAUCGGCGCAAACUGAAAACUGAGGACCACGAAAGGUUAGUUGCCGAAUUGAGAAAGCUUGAAGUAGAGCUUGGCAUUGAAGUAAUAGUCGUUUCUGCCGAAAACCUCUCCCGAUGGGAACAAAUACGUUUGGUUGGCCGUAGCACUAUCCUCAUUGGUGUACACGGUAACGGGUUAACCGCCGAGUUAUGGAUGAACCUCGGCUUCCGGUCGACAGUGAUCGAGAUAUUCUAUCCUGGCGGAUGGGCACACGACUAUGAGUAUACAGCGCGCGCGAUGGGCGCAGGCGGAGGUCUCAAGCACUAUGGGAUAUGGAACGAUCAAGUUCUGACUUCGCCGGGUUUCCCCCCACCGUCGUAUCCGCCUGGGUUUCAAGGAAAUGAGAUUCCAGUAGAUGGGAAGACUGUGGCGAAUUUGGUGAGAGAUAGGAUAACGGCUGCUGGUCAACUUGAUGAUGGUUAAAUUUAAAAGUCGCUACUAACCAACUUCGACUACGAAGAUAGACGAACAUGGAAGACGGAACUUUCUUGACUUACAUUGAACGUGACGAAGGCGAAACGAUUUUUUCGUCUUUAGUUUUUGCCUUACUUGUUAAAAAGUGAUCCUGCGAUGGCAGGCAUGGACAUCCGGAUUAGAAGCUUUAUCGAAUAUCUUCCAGUAAUUUUCCACUUACCAAAUAAUCGGAUCACAGAAACACCUCUUUCAAGUUUCCUACUAUUCUCCCUUGUAUCAUGGAAUAUACUAGGUUGUAAUACACAUAUAUCUAUUUAUUGAUACUGUACUUAGUUUGGAACCGAUGUGGUACGGAUUAUGUGG